AUGAAAAAUGGAACUGAGAUCACAGAAUUCAUCUUGGUAGGAUUUAAGAAUGAACCUCAGAUGCAGAUAGUUCUUUUAAUUCUCUUCUUGGGGAUGUACAUUUUCACCCUGGUGGGGAACAUUGGCUUCAUCAUAAUCACCACCGUUGAUGCUCACCUUCACACGCCUAUGUACUUCUUCCUGAAGAACCUGUCUUUCAUGGAUGUCUGCUACUCAUCCACCAUCACGCCCAAAGCUGUGCUCAGUUUUUCAACUGGGAACAAGGUGAUUUCCUAUGCUGGCUGUGCAAUCCAGAUGUUCUUUUUCUCUCUCCUUGGGACCACCGAGGCAUUUUUGCUGGCUGGGAUGGCAUAUGAUCGAUUCAUUGCUGUCUGCAACCCAUUGCUUUACCAUUCAAAAAUGUCCAAGAGGACCUGUAGAUUUCUUGUGAUCGGUGCAUAUUUCUUUGGCUUCCUCAAUUGUUGUACACAGACAAGCCUCACAUUUAGGUUAUCUUACUGUGAGUCCAGGGAAAUCAACCAGUUCUUUUGUGAUGUCCCAGCUGUCAUGAAGGCCUCUUGCUCAGACACUUCUGUAAAUGAAAUUGUGCUGCUAGCAAUGUGUGGAUCUAUUGUUAUAGUGACAUUCUCAAUUAUCUCUAUUUCCUAUACCUACAUUAUAGCAACAGUCCUUCACAUACCUUCUUUAGAGGGUAAACACAAAGUCUUCUCAACCUGUACUUCCCAUGUUAUUGUUGUAAGCUUGUUCUUUGGAACAACUUUCUUUAUGUAUGGUCAACCCGGGGCUAUUGCUUCUCCAAAUAUAGGCAAAGUGGUAUCUGUCUUGUAUACUAUUGUAAUCCCCAUGUUGAAUCCAUUAAUCUACAGUUUAAGAAACGUGGAGGUUAAAAAUGCUUUGUGUAGACAAAUAAAAAGGUUGCCAUGCUCCCACUAA
Molecule: messenger RNA, 933 nt
Organism: Pogona vitticeps (central bearded dragon)
Lineage: Eukaryota; Metazoa; Chordata; Lepidosauria; Squamata; Agamidae
Source: RefSeq, a predicted model, not a curated record